Molecule: messenger RNA, 6291 nt
Organism: Myotis daubentonii (Daubenton's bat)
Lineage: Eukaryota; Metazoa; Chordata; Mammalia; Chiroptera; Vespertilionidae
Gene: ERC2
Product: ELKS/RAB6-interacting/CAST family member 2
Biological process (GO): maintenance of presynaptic active zone structure; neuromuscular synaptic transmission; regulation of synaptic plasticity
Cellular component (GO): cytoskeleton of presynaptic active zone
Molecular function (GO): structural constituent of presynaptic active zone
Source: RefSeq, a predicted model, not a curated record
CCUCGGCCGCCAGCCCCGCCCGGCCCGCGCGGGCCCCGGCCCUCGGAGCGCACCCUCCCUGCCGCCUCCCUCCCUCCAGCCGGCUCCUCCUCCUCCUCCACCUCCCGCUCCUGCUUGCUCGCACUCUAGCGCCGGCUCCGGCUCCUCCCGGCCGCCCGGGGCCGAGGCGACGUGAGGUUGUACAAAUCCAUGUGGGGCGGCCCCGGGCGAGCAUCCGAAAGAUCUCUGAUUGGAGUAAUUUUCUGGUACAGACUAUGAGCGGAAUGCAGUGAAAAAUCUGGCCAACAGUGAAAAUUUUGGCUUUAUCCUCAACUUAGUAUAGCAUUUCUUCUCUUCAGUCGCACCUCAUAAUAGAAGAAAAAUGUAUGGAAGUGCAAGAACAAUCACCAAUCUGGAAGGGAGCCCUUCCAGAUCCCCUCGUUUGCCAAGGUCUCCUCGUUUGGGCCACCGAAGAACAAGUAGUGGGGGAGGUGGAGGAGCGGGCAAGACUCUGUCCAUGGAGAAUAUCCAGUCCCUUAAUGCAGCCUAUGCUACGUCUGGACCCAUGUAUCUGAGUGAUCAUGAGGGGGUGGCUUCGACAACUUACCCAAAGGGCACCAUGACUCUGGGAAGGGCCACAAAUAGAGCUGUAUAUGGAGGUCGCGUCACAGCCAUGGGGAGUAGUCCCAAUAUUGCUUCUGCUGGACUUUCCCACACAGAUGUCCUUUCUUACACAGAUCAACAUAUAGGUCUGACCAGCUCAUCCCAUCAUCACCACCACCAGGUCCCCUCCAUGUUGAGGCAGGUAAGGGACAGCACAAUGUUAGACCUGCAAGCCCAGCUCAAGGAACUGCAGAGAGAGAAUGAACUCCUUCGGAAAGAGCUAGACAUCAAGGACAGCAAGUUGGGGUCUUCCAUGAACAGUAUCAAGACCUUCUGGAGUCCGGAGCUCAAGAAGGAGAGAGUCUUGAGGAAAGAAGAAGCAGCCCGGAUGUCUGUCCUCAAGGAGCAGAUGAGGGUUUCCCAUGAAGAAAAUCAGCACCUGCAGUUGACAAUCCAGGCCCUUCAGGAUGAGCUGCGAACCCAGAGAGACCUCAACCACCUCCUGCAGCAAGAGAGCGGCAACCGCGGCGCCGAGCACUUCACCAUCGAGCUGACGGAGGAGAACUUCCGGCGGCUGCAAGCGGAGCAUGACCGGCAGGCUAAGGAGCUGUUCCUAUUGAGGAAGACCUUGGAGGAAAUGGAGCUGAGGAUCGAAACGCAGAAACAGACCCUCAAUGCCCGAGACGAGUCCAUUAAAAAGCUGCUGGAGAUGUUACAAAGUAAAGGUUUGCCGUCCAAAAGUCUGGAGGAAGAGAAUGAAAGGACGCGGCGGGUGGCCGAGGCCGAGUCUCAGGUCAGCCACUUGGAGGUGAUUUUAGACCAGAAAGAGAAGGAAAACAUACAUCUGAGAGAGGAAUUGCACCGGAGAAGCCAACUUCAGCCGGAGCCAGCCAAGACGAAGGCUCUCCAGACUGUCAUUGAGAUGAAGGACACAAAAAUUGCUUCAUUGGAGCGAAACAUAAGGGACCUUGAGGAUGAGAUCCAGAUGUUAAAAGCCAAUGGCGUGCUGAACACCGAGGACCGUGAGGAAGAGAUCAAACAAAUAGAGGUUUACAAAAGUCACUCCAAGUUCAUGAAAACCAAGAUUGAUCAGCUAAAGCAGGAACUUUCAAAGAAGGAAUCAGAACUUCUUGCCUUACAAACAAAGCUUGAAACCCUUAGCAAUCAAAAUUCAGAUUGCAAGCAACACAUUGAAGUGCUUAAAGAGUCGCUUACUGCCAAAGAACAGCGGGCUGCCAUUCUUCAAACCGAGGUAGAUGCGCUGAGAUUACGCCUGGAAGAGAAAGAAUCUUUUCUCAAUAAAAAAACAAAACAGCUGCAAGAUCUCACGGAAGAGAAGGGGACGCUGGCCGGGGAGAUCCGUGACAUGAAGGAUAUGUUAGAAGUGAAGGAAAGGAAAAUCAAUGUUCUUCAGAAAAAGAUUGAAAACUUGCAAGAACAACUUAGGGAUAAAGACAAGCAACUGACCAAUCUGAAGGACAGAGUGAAGUCCUUGCAGACAGAUUCCAGUAACACCGACACUGCCCUGGCGACACUCGAGGAGGCCUUGUCAGAGAAGGAAAGAAUUAUUGAGCGCUUGAAAGAACAGCGGGAAAGAGAUGAUCGGGAAAGACUAGAAGAGAUAGAAUCUUUCCGAAAAGAGAACAAAGACCUUAAAGACAAGGUCAAUGCUUUGCAAGCUGAACUGACUGAGAAAGAGUCUAGUUUAAUUGACCUCAAGGAGCACGCAUCUUCACUAGCCUCAGCAGGGCUGAAAAGGGACUCGAAAUUAAAAUCUCUAGAAAUAGCCAUCGAACAAAAGAAAGAAGAAUGUAGCAAACUGGAAGCACAGUUAAAAAAGGCUCAUAAUAUUGAAGAUGACUCCAGGAUGAACCCCGAGUUUGCAGACCGAAUAAAGCAGCUUGAUAAAGAGGCAUCUUACUAUCGCGAUGAGUGUGGCAAGGCCCAAGCUGAAGUCGACAGGUUGCUGGAGAUCCUCAAGGAGGUGGAGAAUGAAAAGAAUGACAAGGACAAGAAGAUCGCGGAACUUGAGAGGCAUAUGAAGGAUCAGAAUAAGAAGGUGGCCAACCUCAAGCACAACCAGCAGCUGGAAAAGAAGAAGAACGCCCAGCUCCUGGAGGAAGUGCGCAGGCGGGAAGAUAGCAUGGCGGACCCCUCCCAGCACCUGCAGAUAGAGGAGCUGAUGAACGCCCUGGAGAAGACCAGACAGGAGCUAGACGCCACCAAGGCACGGCUGGCCUCCACACAGCAGUCCCUGGCUGAAAAGGAAGCGCACUUGGCCAACCUCCGAAUAGAGAGGAGGAAACAGCUGGAGGAGAUCCUGGAGAUGAAACAGGAAGCUCUGCUUGCGGCAAUCAGUGAGAAAGAUGCAAACAUCGCCCUGCUGGAACUGUCUGCCUCCAAAAAGAAGAAGACGCAGGAAGAAGUGAUGGCCCUCAAGCGGGAGAAAGACCGACUGGUGCACCAGCUAAAGCAGCAGGUUUAUAGACCUAGGAAACAGCCCCUGAGCUCGAAUAUACCAUGCACUUGUGAUGCUUGCUACAGCCCAGAUAUUACGGCCAAGUACCACGGGUCCAGCUACGAUGCACACAUGAUCCAAAGGUCUCAGACCCAGAACAGGAUGAAGCUGAUGGCGGACAACUACGAUGAGGAUCACCACUACCACCACCACCACCACCACCACCACCACCACCGGUCUCCUGGGAGGUCGCAGCAUUCUAAUCACAGGCCCUCUCCCGACCAGCUAUCAGAAGGGCUGACGAAAGGGAAAUCGCAGCUCCGCAGCAAUAUUCUGAUAAUCCAUUGCCGUGCGGCUCAUGCCCCCGUCCAUCACCACGUGGAAUGCUCAUCAGGACUGAAAAGGAGUCUCCCUUCCAUUACUGAGCACGGUUCCGUUCUACCUGAUCUUCCCUUCACCAUCCCAUGGCGUUUCAUGUGUUGGAAAGGAAAAAUGUGGCAGAGGAAGAAAAGGGUAGAUCCUCCAUUUCUUUUUAUUUUAUUUUAUUUUAUUUUUUUGGUCAGGAUUUGGGCAUUAAAAAUGUGACCAUCUCUUCUGAAUAUCAAUAUUUGAUAACAUUUUAUUUGUUACAUCAACAUCAUUGGAUAAAUUUCAGCUCUGUGGGAUUUUAACUGUGGAUGCAGCUUCUAUUGGACAACAAGCUUCAUCUCCAGCUUUUCUGCCUGUUCAGUCGGAGAGGUCGUUCCGGAUGCAUUAGAUUAUCAAAAAGGAUGAGUUCUGUGAGUGAGUGGUGUUGACAGUGUUUGUAUAUCAAGAUGCAUGGAGUGUUUGACAAAGAAACCAAAACACCAAAAAAUGGCAAAUGGCGAGCCUUUACCCUCCUCUAUUUCUUUAAUCCGCUGUUCAAAGAACCACAUUUUGAUGGUGUAACCAGUAGUUACCUCUGGGCCAGGUUGGAAAUGAAAUCAAUUUUUUAAACCACUAAUACUUGCCAAGAAAUCGCCUUAUGAGAAUGUGGUGUGUGUCUCUGACAAUGCAUGGCACAUCUGAAUUGGUCAUUCAUGAUCUUAUCUGCCCUGUCUCUGUACUGGAGAGUGGCAAAAGCCUGAGGCACCUGCACAUUCCUAUGCCGUGUUCCCCACAUCCCGUGGCCGGGGUGUGGCCGAGCCUCAGGCUCUUACUAUUCCCGUACAGGAGGGUCUCCAUGAAGAAGCUGGGACUCAUUCACAUUUCAAGAUCCAAAUGCUGUGCAAACAGUAUAAGCUUAGAUCUUCUGUAAAUGAAGGAUCAUUUCUCAACUUUUCAAAAAAAAAAAGUCUCCAACAUGGAUUCCAAAGCAUUUUCAGCAUCAAACAUGAGAACAUUGAUGAAUGAGAAAUAAUCACAAAAGCUGUGUAUCUGUAUAUAGCUCUACACAACAUGUUUUUGGGUACAGUCAUUAUUUAAAGCACAUGCCAGGGAAAGAGACCAAAUUUUGAGGUCUUUUACAUACAGUGACAUGGUACUAAGGAGAAUUAAGCUCCUACUGUUUCCUCUGAAGAUAAAAAAAUAAUUAAAGUGUUAUAACUUCAUGAAACUCAUGACCAAGUCUGGCAAACAUGUGCAGCUCUUGUAUUGAUCCUUUUUUUUUUUUUUUUGUCAAUGGAAGAAACCCUUCCACGUGUAUGCAAGUGGAAGAUUAAAAUCUGCAUUUUUAAAGGACAAACAGUGAAUUUAAGCAUGAGUGGCCUUAAUAAAUAUAGUUGUCUUUCUUUGCUGCUGUGAAAAGGAUUCUAAACAGAUGUUCCUGAAUCUUGCAUUGAAUUUAGUCGUUAUUAUUACCUUUUCAAAUGUUGGUGCAACUAACUGGACCUCUCCCGUGAGCCAUAGAGAUAUUUAAAAGACAGGCACCCUGUUUGUCGGGAAAGAUGAAACUGGGUUGCACUGCUCAUUCUCGGUGCAUUAGGAGUCAUAGGUUCAAGCAGGUUUUUUGCUGCUGGCUUCGUCCUUGUAAGUAUAGUGAGCUCUGUAAAGCUUCCGUGUUGCAUAAACCAUCCAAAUACAUUCAUGUUUAAAAAGUCUGUCCUUUAUCAAAGGGAUGUAGGUCUUGAUUGGAAAAGCAAGCAGAGUUCUUCGCAAGUGUAUUUAGCACGUCACGUGCUCACACAAUGUUGCACCGAGAGCCCAGGCCACAAACGCGCCCCCAUGAACAGUGCGGAUGUCCUCACCCAGGAGGUCCUCACUGUCUCCUACAGCCAAGUCCCGACCUGAACUCUGCGACUGAAAACUUGAAGAAGGAAGCAGGAAACCCACGACGGAAAAUGGGGUCCUUGAAACAGAAAAAGCAACCAAAUGCGUAGCGAUAAGUAUGUGCCAAUUUUGUCACCGCUAUUGUUUGGGGGAUCAUUUUUUGCCCCACUUUUGUUAAUUAAAAAUAUUAGUGAUCCUACAUUGAUGGGGGCAUAUCAUUUAGUCCCUGAACAUUUUAAUUUUUUCUAACAUAGCAUCCUUCCCCAUUUCUUGUAAUAUUCCUGAUGUUUGGGGGUUAACAAAAAAAUCUCCCUUUUCACAUAUUAAAAAUAGUCUCUGGGUUUACAACAAACACUGUGAUGUUGGGAAGCUCUUUCCUUUGCACGAACUCUAGCAGGUCCCCCUCUAAUCCUAAUGACGUUGGGAAAAAGAGAAGUUGAGGCUACUAUUUGGGAGAAGUUGGUCUUCUUGCUUUGCGCAAAAGCAGACUUGUCCUUGAUGCCCGAUUUGGUUUCCAUGUACAGUCUCAAUUUUGUAUUUAAUGAUUUUUGUGUAUCCAGUAUGCACGUGAACAGCGUGUCAACUUUCAUUUGGAAGUGGGGUUCAAUUUACUUUUUAAACAGUGUUCAUGACGAGACCUCCAAAGUGUUGACAUAAGUUCUAUCUGAGAAGUUUUUGUGUCGAGUGGCGUUUGAAUGCUGCCAGGGGUCAGUGUAUCUGCUUCCCAGAGACCCUCGUUCGAUAGUGCUUCUUGUAAUAUUUCCUCAAGUGAGUGGCAUGUGGGUUGUGAUAUUGACCAUGUGAUUAUGGACUUCGAUAUGAAAUAAAUAAAUCAGUAAAACUAAGGAACCCUCCGAAACUCCCAGUGGGCAUGUAUUAGCCAGUCAUUGUAACCUCGUGUCUAGUAGAAGUACAACGUACAAGGUCUGUACAGUUCAUAAAUUUGUUACCAUGUGUAUGAGAAGUACUUUGUGCUGAUCGCCUUAUUUAUAUUCAUCAAAUAAACUUUGUUUCUUUCUGAA